Magallana angulata is the source of this 2383-nucleotide messenger RNA. Its product is annotated as furin-like protease kpc-1. Gene Ontology annotation, biological process: protein processing. The coding region runs from base 53 to 2032 and encodes 659 amino acids. Gene Ontology annotation, cellular component: trans-Golgi network; Golgi membrane. The transcript is spliced from 14 exons. Gene Ontology annotation, molecular function: serine-type endopeptidase activity. The record is from RefSeq and is a predicted model, not a curated record. Lineage: Eukaryota; Metazoa; Mollusca; Bivalvia; Ostreida; Ostreidae.
UCAACAUUCAAUCUCACUUACUUCAAUUGCUUUGUUGAAUUUUUUUUCCAGUAUGCACUUUGUGUUGCUUUUUGUUUGUUUCAUGAUUUUAACCUCAGAUAAUAUUACUAAAAGAAUUUCAGCUAAUGAAUACGCCAUCAAAGCCAACUCUAAAACCCACGUGAUUGACUUUUGUAAUAACGCCGGAUGCAAUUUUGUCAAACAAGUUACAAGUGAAUACUUCUUGAUAAAAUGUCCCAAUGCAAGACAACGGUCCAACUCUGGAACUAGCAGGGAUGAUACCAUAAUUCAAGACUUGGCGGUGAAAUUUAAAGAAACGAAUAACCAAGUGCUGCCUUCGAUGAGAGUCCAAGAGGCCUGGUCUGUUGGUCUCUCUGGGUCAGGCGUGACUGUAGCUGUUGUUGAUGAUGGCUUGCAGUUGAACCACCCGGACCUGCACAACAAUAUAAACGCAGAGAAGAGCUAUGAUUAUUACAAUGACGAUUCAAACCCAACGCCGACCUCUGUAGAGGAUGGUCAUGGAACUAAGGUAACCGGACUGGUAGCUGCAGAAGCAAACAACAAUCGGUGUAUUGUAGGUGUCGCUCAUAAAUCGACGAUUUUCGGAAUUGAAAUACUUGGGGAUGGGGGAGUAACAGAUGUCACCGAAGCAUUGGCCUUGAAUCAUCAUUUGGCGGAUGUCGAUAUUUACACAAACAGUUGGGGUCCUAAGUCUGGAUAUGGAUACGCUGGACCUGGCUCUGUGACUAAAAGUGCCUUAUAUGAUGGCGUUACUAAGGGUAGAGGUGCAAAAGGUGUUAUUUAUGUGUGGGCUGCAGGAAAUGGAGGAUUAAAUGAUAAUUGCAAUGGGGAUGGUUACGUCAAAAGUAUAUAUACGAUACCAAUAACCAGCGUGGGAGCCGACGGUCGAGCGGCAUUUUAUGCUGAGGUCUGUGCUCCAGUGUUUGCUGCAACAUACUCUGGAAACGAACACAAAACACUGACAUCAACUUCAUUUUCAUCGUCUUGUUCGGAUGGAUUGAAAGGAACGUCAUUUUCAGCUCCAUCAGCAACAGGAAUGAUAGCCUUAGCAUUAGAAACAAAUCCAUCUUUAACUUGGCGUGAUAUACAACAUCUCAUCGUGCAAACAAGCAAAAGACAUAAUCUUCGAGACGGAUUUUCAUAUUGGCAGCGCAAUGGUGGUGGAUUUUACGUAAGUCAAGUACUUGGUUUUGGACUAAUGGAUGCGGAAGCUUUGGUUAAAAAGGCAAAAAGUUGGGAGCCAGUGGCGAAACAAGUAUCCUGUUCUACUCGAGAGUUUUAUGUGGUUCGAUCAACACACUACUCCUCUCCGACUGUUGUUAGCAGUAAGAGAAUACGUAAUGGUGAAAGCUGUCGAAUAGACAGUCUUGAACAUGUACAAGUCAGAGUGUCAUUUUCUUAUGUUGGAAAAAGAGGAAACGUGAUUUUGCUAUUGGAAUCGACGACCGGGACAAAAUCUUAUCUUAUGACUCCAAGACCCUUGGAUUCGGUGAAGUAUCCAUUUUCAGGUUCAAAAGUAUGGGAUUUUUCAACAGUUCAUUUUUGGGGGGAAACACUUGAAGGAGUUUGGAAACUUACAGCAAAAACAGACAAUGAAUACACCACUCAAGUAACACUAAAAUCAUGGAUGAUUACUUUUUACGGGUUUAGAAAAGAGAAUAUCAGCACCACGUCUACAUAUAGCACCUCCAAAAUAGCCGACAAGACCACAGAAGCUGUAUUUGAAGAAAAUACAAAGUUUAACAAAAAUAACACUACGGAUUUCACGACUUCGAUAAUACCUGACACAACAACAUAUUACGUUGUUUCUUUAGAGUACAGCAGUUCAGGGAAUAGCAAGAUUAACAGGAAUAACACUACGGAUUUCACUCCUUCGAGAAUACCUGACACAACAAUUGAUACCGGUUCACCAGAUCACAGUAGUGAUCAGAAUGCUAGUAAUACUUUGGGUUUUGAAACAUCGACAUCUGUUACCAUAGUCAUAGCAACAAUUGCUGUUUAUUUAUAUUAAUAAAUACGCUUGUAGUUAUUAUAAGGAAAAUACGUCGCUCAGCCAAGCCAGCUGUAAAAACAUUGAAACAAACAACAUCAGCUGGAGAUACCCAUCAACCACGUCAGUUAUUCAAAAUUAAAAAGAAAAUAUUUAGCGACACAAAAAACUGAAUGUGAAAAGUUUUAAUGAUGAUGAUUAUUGAUAAAGUGUAUUGAAAUUGGAAUAUAUUAAUUUAAAAUUCCAUUUACAUGUAUAAAUGUUUUCUUGAAAAUUGAAUUCUGUAAUUUUACAGAAAUUGUAAUUUGUAUAACAACAGUUUAUAAAUAACCUACAGGAACUAAUCAUAAUGUAACAUUAAAUAAAAGCUAG